AUGAGUUGAUUGAUUCAGUUACCGGACUUCAUGUUCCGUAUUCCGAGAGUUAAUCUCUUUAAUUACACACAUAUGGGAUUAUUAUCCGAAGGAAAUCCUUUAACUUGGGAAGAAACGCGAAAUCUUGCUGACCAUGUUCGAAAACAUGGGAUUAUUCAAUUUAUUAACCUAUACAAAAGACUUAGGGAUCGUCAGGGUGAUAUACUCAAAUGGGGCGAUGAGGUUGAAUAUAUGCUUGUUAAAUUUGAUGAUGAAGCAAAAACUGCGAAGCUUAGUUUAAGAGCUAUAAAAGUAUUAAAAACUUUAAAUGAAAAAGAAUAUAAUGAUCCAGACAAUAUUAAAUCAUUAUGGAGACCUGAAUAUGGUGCUUAUAUGCUAGAAGGAACACCAGGAAAGCCGUAUGGUGGUUUAUUAUUUCAUUUUAAUGUUGUUGAAGCUAAUAUGAGGUACAGAAGGCAGGAAGCUUCAAAAUUGCUUGAACCUAAUGAGGUCUUACUGACUUUAACUAAUUUUCCUAGAACAGGAGCACAUGAUUUUACAGAUCCUCCUACAUAUCCAACUCCAAAUUCUGGAGCAUCAAGAAGUUUAUUUUUCCCAGAUGAAGCUAUAUAUCCAGGCCAUCCACGAUUUAAAACAUUAACGAGAAACAUAAGACAACGACGCGGAGAAAAAGUUGCUAUAAACAUUCCUAUUUAUAAAGAUAAAAAUGUUCCAAAUCCAUUUAAAGAGAAUUUUGAUACCUUGAUUAACGAUCAAUCUAGUUGUGCAGCAAAAGAAGAUCAUAUUUACAUGGAUGCUAUGGGAUUUGGAAUGGGAUGCUGUUGUCUACAACUUACUUUUCAAGCUUGUAAUAUUAAAGAAGCAAGAAUGUUAUAUGACCAAUUAACACCCUUAUGCCCAAUAAUGUUGGCUCUAAGUGCUGCUAGCCCAUUUUACCGAGGAUAUAUAAGUGAUGUUGAUUGUCGAUGGAAUGUUAUAUCUUGCUCUGUUGACUGCAGAACACAAGAGGAGCGCGGCUUAAAGCCUCUGAAGGAAAACAAAUUCAGAAUUAGUAAAUCUAGAUAUGACUCCAUUGAUUCAUAUCUUAGCGAACAAGGAGAAAUAUAUAAUGAUGUUCCUUUAACAUAUGAUGCUGAAAUAUAUAAACAACUCCUAGACAAUGGAAUUGAUAAAUUACUUGCACAACAUAUUGCUCAUUUAUUUAUCAGAGAUACUGUGUCAUUAUUUUCUGAAAAAAUACAUCAAAAUGAUUUGGAGGAUACAGAUCACUUUGAAAAUAUACAAUCUACUAAUUGGCAAACUAUGAGAUUUAAACCACCACCACCAAAUUCUUCUAUAGGAUGGCGUGUUGAAUUUCGUCCAUGCGAAAUUCAAAUUACAGAUUUUGAAAAUGCUGCAAUAGUUUGUUUUAUUGUUCUUCUUACCAGAGUUAUUUUAAGCUAUAAAUUAAAUCUUCUAAUACCAAUUAGUAAAGUUGACAAAAAUAUGACUCGAGCACAGAGGAAAAACGCAAUCAUAGCAGAAAAAUUUUGGUUUCGUCGAGAUAUUACAUCAGAUGGAAAAAAGCAAGAUGAUGGACAAGCAGAGUAUACAGAAUUUACUAUUAACGAAAUUAUCAAUGGAAAGGAUGAUAUUUUUCCAGGUUUAAUACCAUUAGUAAAUUCAUACUUAGCUAGCAUGGAUGUAGAUGCUGACACACAUUGUACUGUACAAGCAUAUAUGAAAUUAAUACAAAAAAGAGCAUCUGGAGAAUUAUUAACAACUGCAGCAUGGUUAAGGAAAGAAGUUCUUUCACACCCAGAGUAUAAAAAUGAUUCUAUAAUAACACAACGCAUCAAUUAUGAUUUACUAAAAAAGAUACAAAAGAUUGUUUCUAAUGAAAUAUCGUGUCCAGAAUUACUUGGCACAUGUAUAUCAUCCAAAACUAAUGAAACUAUACCUGCAGCAAUUGCAAAAGCUGAGAAGGUUCCAAUGUGAAUUAUUGUUAAUGGCAAUAUCUUAAAUAUGCUUAAAUAAAUAUACAUAAUAUAGAUAUAUGAUGACUUAAAUAGACCACAAUUAAUUUAGAUUCAAUUUUUGUUUAUUUUAGUACAUUUCAGAUAUUCUUGUACACACUUAACAUUUAGAACGAUGUGUGUUCACAUCCAAUGAGUUAAUAGUUUCUAAAAAUGAUAACAUUCCAUAAAAUAAGUUUAU
This is a messenger RNA of Eufriesea mexicana, 2196 nucleotides long. It is a transcript of the gene Gclc, whose product is annotated as glutamate--cysteine ligase. Gene Ontology annotation, molecular function: glutamate-cysteine ligase activity. Gene Ontology annotation, biological process: glutathione biosynthetic process. Gene Ontology annotation, cellular component: glutamate-cysteine ligase complex. The record is from RefSeq and is a predicted model, not a curated record. The transcript has 10 exons. Lineage: Eukaryota; Metazoa; Arthropoda; Insecta; Hymenoptera; Apidae. The coding region runs from base 31 to 1977 and encodes 648 amino acids.